Molecule: messenger RNA, 4240 nt
Organism: Octopus bimaculoides (California two-spot octopus)
Lineage: Eukaryota; Metazoa; Mollusca; Cephalopoda; Octopoda; Octopodidae
Product: dynein axonemal intermediate chain 3
Biological process (GO): cilium movement involved in cell motility; inner dynein arm assembly
Cellular component (GO): inner dynein arm
Molecular function (GO): dynein light chain binding; dynein heavy chain binding
Source: RefSeq, a predicted model, not a curated record
UGGCAACCAGCGAUGUUAUUAAUGGAAGCCGCUGACUGGCUGACGUCUCUAUAACGAAUGUUUCUAGUUUCCACUCGCUAAAACAACAAGUAUGUCUGAUGGCCCCAAAGAGACCCAUUCUCCUCUACAAAACAAUGAUGUACCAGAAGCAGAAAAUGUUCCAGUAUCCAAUGAUAACAACAACAUGGAGACUGAUGUACCAGAUGUCCCAGAUGUCCCAGAUGUCCCAGAUGUCCCAGAUGUCCCAAAUGUCCCAGAUGUCACAGAUGUCUCAGAUGUCACAGAUGUCCCAGCUGUACCAGAUGUCCCAGAUGUCCCAGCUGUCCCAGAUGUCACAGAUGUCCCAGCUGUACCAGAUGUCCCAGCUGUACCAGAUGUCCCAGAUGUCCCAGCUGUCCCAGAUGUCACAGAUGUUACAGAUGUCCAAACUGAAACAGAUGCACCAACAUCUAACAAUAACAUUGUGAGUGAGAGUGACCCACCGAAUGAGGUACCAAAUGUUACUGAAGCAUCGACCAGCAACCAGGAUAUGAAUAACAAGGUAUCGAGCACUGUAGUGUCUGCAAAAUCUGAUAAGCAGGAGGGUCAUGCCAACCUAUCAAAAUCAAGAGUACAUUCUAGAAAGAGUUCUGUAACCAGCAGCAAAGCAUCAUCUGCUAGAAGGUUGCACUCAUUGGACCUCAACACACCCGUCUCUGGUGGAGCCCAAAAGAAAAAAAAGAAAGUGGCCAAAACUCCUGAAAAGCGAUCGGGCAAGAAAGAGGACGACAAAGUUCUCUACUCCACCUCCCUGGCGUCGACGCUACCAGAUUUUGUGUUUCCCUUGACACUACUCGACCAGACCCAACUCAUCUUCAACUGUGUCGCAGACCACCAAAUCAAUGCUGAAAAUCCAUUCCUGAUGCUCAGGAAGGACGCCAUUCUUGAGGACAUGAAGAACAGGGCUGCUGUCUCUGAUUUCUAUCCCUUCAAGGAACAAAUUAUUAAAUAUGCAGGAGAUGAACUUAUGCUGUUCUACGACCAUGAAUAUAAAUAUGGUGGAAAUUUUUGCAUCAUUUUGUCUGAAGAAGCUAAAGCGAAGAUGUACCAGUUUAUUAAGGUGAUCGUGAGCAGUAGGAAGAUCAGAAAAGAAUUUAUGCUCCCGUGCGAGUUGGACGACGCGAAACCUGGCACGGAGAAAGACCCGUAUGUUGGGUGCUUGGACAGUGUUGAAGGGGACUUCAGUCUGCAAAAGAUUGAGCUGGACAGAGCUAUUCAGGCUGUCCCUACUACGAAAGACACCUUCACGCAGACGAGGUGGAAAAAUCCACGGACUUCCUGUACGCAGUACAUACCACGGGAAUUCACUGAACAAGAGAAAGAGGAAAUCCAGCAGGACCCCAAACUGCUGGAGUUCAUUGUGGACGUCACCCCACUGUUUCAGGAAGCUCUGCAGCAGAACGAAAUAACGGAUGUGUUCUAUGACGACUGGCUCCAUCUUGGGAAGGAAGUGGAUAUUUCCGCCGGUCACAUUGACGGUCAGUUAAAGGAGUAUCAGUCUUUUUGUGAUUUACAAUACAGCAAAGAGAAAGCAGGAGUGUAUAUGCAGUGGCACCCGACAAUACGAGGUGUUAUUGCAAUAUCAAUGGCUGAGAAUAUUGGUUUGGAUGAAAGAAUCAAUCAAGAAUACAGAAUUUUAUUGAAACCUUCACUUAUAUUGAUCUGGUCCUUCACAGACCCUAUACACCCUCAGCUGAUGUUAGAGGCUCCUGAAGAUGUCUUUUGCUUCCAGUUCAGCCCAUCGGACCCUAACAUCAUUGCCGGGGGCUGUUUUAACGGCCAGGUGGUGUUGUGGGACAUUACCGAACAUGUCAACAGGCUGAAACAACCGAGACCGGGACAAAAAAAGCGGAAUGUAUAUCUGCCUGGUUUCGAAGAUUCUUCGUAUUUCCAAACUCCUGUCCUUCGCAACUGUGCAACGUCCAGCAUCGAGCACAGCCACACUGGUUGCGUCACAGACCUGCAGUGGUUACCCGAUCACUUUGAGAUAUCCAGAUAUGGCAUUCCUACAGAGAAUCAAGAAGGACAAUGUUGUCAGCUGAUGACCUGUGGUGGGGAUUUUCAGGUAUUUUUCUGGGACAUUCGAAACCCCAAAACGCAGAGUUAUGAUUCCGAAAAAGGGGCAGAAGUUCUGCGCGACAGAAAUAAAGUUGGUCUUCCAGACACAUUCCAGUACCUGGAUCUCACCUGGAAACCUUUAAUGAGGGUGCAAGUAAUCAAACCAGACUCCAACAAGGACUGUGCCAUCAUGAAAUUCAGCAUCGCCGAACGACAAGGGGACAGGUCAUCAAAGAAAUCUGAUGAAGACAUGAAAAGAAGUGAUGAAGGAGCCUUUAAGAGUAAUCUUAUCGCCAAAGACAAAAAAGUUCUUAAUGCAGUCAACACAAACUUCUACAUCGGAACGGAGUUUGGAGAAUUGUUCUACCUGGAUUGGGUUCCACGAAGAGACACUGAUUCUGGAAGGCUGCAGACUGAGAAACCCAAAUUCUGCAGUGAAAUGCACACUGGACCAGUUUGCGCUCUGAAGAGGUCAUACUUCAACAAACACAUCAUCCUCAUGGUUGGAGGCUGGAGGUCAUCGUUAUGGAAAGAAGGGGUACAUGUAACUAAACGCCAACUGUUGGCUGUGGGCGACACCUCGGGGACCUUGCAUGUCUUAGAAGUGCCACGCUGUUUUAUGGUUGGUCCACACAAUGAGCUGAAUUCGUUUAAUCAUUACAUUGAGCGAGAGGUGAAGAGGUUGGCAUACAUCAACGAAAGAUGGAACAUUCAUGAGAAUGAAAGGUAUCGACAGAAACCUACCAGAAAACCUACCAGUCUCCAGCCAAUGUUGUUAAUUGAAGAGGAGUACCUAACAAAGAAUGCUGCCCUCUACAAGGCUUAUCUCACCAAAGAAACUGCUGUACUGCAGAAGAUGGGACUAGCAAAAGACCAGGAGAUGCAAGAGCAGCAGCAGCAACAACAGCAGCACCAGCAGGAACAUCAGGAGGAGGAAACAGAAGCAACCAACGAAUGAAAGCUGAGAAAUUCUAAUUCUUACUUUUCAACAUGAUUCAGAAAGCUAUGUCUGUCUGUCUGUCUGUCCAUCCACCUGUCAAUCCAUUUAUCUGUCUGUCUGCAAACAGUAGGAAAGCAUAAAUUCUAAAUAUAGUUCGUACUUUGUGCUCAACAGCUGUUUCGUUAACAUCAUCCCAAAUUUAUAUGUGUGUGUGAGUGUGCACAUGUUUGUGUAUGUGCGUAUGCGUUUAUCACAAAGACUCCAGCUUCAAUAGCAGCUGAAAAAUAAUCAGCAGAAGACAUGAGAGAAGGAGACCUCAACGUGGUCACUCUACAUACUAGAAAUAAUAGCCUAAAUUUCCUUCGAUCUACACCCUUCCAACUGCUUCUAAUGUGCAUCUGCCCAAAUGUAGAAGUGUGUUUAACCCUUUUGUUAUCAACCCGGCUGAAACCACUUCUGGCUCUGUAGUACAAAUGUCUUGUUUUCAUAAGUUCUCAAUUAAAAUCUUCCACCAAACCUUAGUCACAAUUUAUGUUCCUAACACUAGCUUAAUGAUAACAAAGUUAUUUUACUAAAUUCUUUGUUAUAUUUAAAAUUAAUUGAAAGAAACACAGAGCAUCUCAACAGGAAUAGAGUAACGAAAGGGUUAAUCCUUUAUCUGUGAAAUUAAAUUUCCUGGUUAUUAUAAACAAACAUCUUAUCCAUUCAGCCAUAUACCUACAUGCUUGUAUAUGAAUAUGUGGAUGUACAUAGACAAAUAGGCAGACAGACAGAGAAAUAUCUAAUUACAUAAUUGUUAUACAUAAUUUAAAUGAAGUUAAAUCAAUCAAGUGUCAAUAUUAUAGGAUAAUACAUUUGUUGGUGUUUAUCUUAAUGAAACAGCUGUUGAUCACCAUUAAAAUACGAUGAGCUAUAUGUAAGGAAAGCAAAAAUUGUCUGUGUGUAUAUGCAGAAAAGCUUAUGAAUGUGUGUAUGUGUGAAAUUUAUACUUUUCUGCAUGCAGAAAAGCAUAUGAAUGUAUAUAUGUAUAUGUAUGUGUGUAUACACAUACAUACGUGUAUAUAUACACCAAUACAUAAUGGUGCCAUAAAUGUUUUUGUUCAGGUGUGUAUAUAAACACACUUUAUUAUAUAUGUUUCUUUUUAAACAAAUUUUGUUUUUAUAAUGUUAUUUUUAUUUCAAACAAUAAAGUUUUACACCAAA